AUGUCUCACGACCGACACGUCAGUCUUCAGGACAUCAACAAGAAUGGAGGCGUCAGCGGUGAUGAUAUCCUCGUUCCCACAGCUUCGCGGUUCGAGAAGCUUUACCUUGCCCCGGAGCAGCCAGUAGCGGGUGCUCUUCGACAGACAUUCGGUAACCCAACACCUGUUGCUCUUGGUGGAUUUUUGCUUGCCAACACACCAGCCUCAAUCAUGCUGAUGGGCUGGGGUGGUGCUGGCGGCGGUACUGGUAAUGCCAGUGCUGGCAUUGGCACUUACUACUUCCUCGGUGCCAUCUGCCUUUACGCUGGCGGCAUCGGCGAGUGGAUCCUUGGAAACACCUUCCCAUCAGUCGUCUUCUUCACCUUCGGUGGCUUCUGGGCGACCUUUGGAGCCACGCUCACUCCAUUCUUCAACGCCAUUGCCGCCUACGAGACCGCUGAUGGCUUCUAUGACUCUUUCGCCAUAUUCUUAAUAUUCAUGUGCCUCCUUUGCUUCAUCUACAUGAUCGCCGCACUCCGAACCAACGUCUGCUUGGUUCUCAUUCUCUUCACCUUCGUCUUGGCCUUUCCUUGCCUUGCUGCCAGCUACUUUGAUGCUGCACGCGGCGAGCUCGGCCUCAGCUCUACCUUGAGAAUUGCCGGUGGUGCAUUUGCAUUCUCGGGCUCGGUUAUUGCGUGGUACCUAUGGACCAGUAUGAUCAUGGAAAGCGUCGACUUCCCGAUUGCUCUACCUGUUGGCGACCUCAGCAAGAUGAUCAAGGGCCGCAGUGAGAAGAUCAAGGACGCUGUGUAA
Cyphellophora attinorum is the source of this 792-nucleotide messenger RNA. RefSeq names its product Protein alcS. Lineage: Eukaryota; Fungi; Ascomycota; Eurotiomycetes; Chaetothyriales; Cyphellophoraceae. The record is from RefSeq and is a predicted model, not a curated record. Bases 1 to 792 code for a protein of 263 amino acids. Gene Ontology annotation, cellular component: plasma membrane. The transcript is spliced from 5 exons. Gene Ontology annotation, molecular function: acetate transmembrane transporter activity.